AUGACAGAAUAUUUUACACCAUCCUUUAUUAGUAACUCAUCGUGUACAGAAAUGAAAAACCCAUCCAAUAAAAUUGAUAAUUUUCUAUUUGGAAACAAACUUAAGAAGAUAUAGAAACUAAAUAAAAAACAGCUGAUUUCAAAUUUAGAUCAUUUGAGAAUCGUUCAAUCCAUCAUUCUAGGGAUGAGAAUAAAUAGCAAUACUUUAAAUCAACCGUAAGUGAAUCAGAUUCGAUUAACAUUUAAACAUAUCGAAGUAACUUCCAAUUGCAACAUAAUAAAUUGAU
Molecule: messenger RNA, 286 nt
Organism: Paramecium octaurelia
Lineage: Eukaryota; Ciliophora; Oligohymenophorea; Peniculida; Parameciidae
Source: the annotation of a GenBank genome assembly